Ogataea philodendri is the source of this 387-nucleotide messenger RNA. RefSeq lists its product as uncharacterized. The coding region runs from base 1 to 387 and encodes 128 amino acids. The record is from RefSeq and is a predicted model, not a curated record. The transcript has 2 exons. NCBI's taxonomy places the organism in Eukaryota, Fungi, Ascomycota, Pichiomycetes, Pichiales, Pichiaceae.
AUGCGACUUUCUAAUCGACUUGAGAGCCGAUCCGGGGAUUCGCACGUACACGUGCACGCUCAAGCUUGCUGUGUUUGGGGCGGUCACGUCGAACGUGGUGACACUGUUGAACUUGGUGUUGCUGAUGGUGUUUCCUGUGGAGUUGAUCUUUUCACUGCUGUUCUCGACCUCAACAAGCGCGUAAACGAGACUAUACCUGGUGGUGGAAUUGCGGGCCUCGUCGCCAGAGUUGAUACUGAGCGUGGAGGGAAGGUAGUACGAGAUGUUGGACUCGUUGAUCUCCUCCAUGGUGUCGCUCAGUGCGUCGAUGCGUCUGAGCAGCUCCUCCUCGUUCAGGCUGGCACCCAUGUUGGCCAGCCUGCUCAGGAUCGGUUUGCUGAUUCUUAA